Molecule: messenger RNA, 1080 nt
Organism: Paramecium tetraurelia
Lineage: Eukaryota; Ciliophora; Oligohymenophorea; Peniculida; Parameciidae
Exons: 8
Molecular function (GO): protein binding
Source: RefSeq, a predicted model, not a curated record
AUGAAUGAUCUCCAAAAGAAAUAAGAAAAUAUAUUAAAAAUAUGGGACAUUUUAAAAAAUCAUAACUAUUACUUACUAAAGAGCAAUCUACCCUCAAUAAUCUAAUUUUUUUUGUCUUUACAUAGUAAUAAUAGCCAAAACAAAUUUUAAACAGGGUUGAAAUUAGCAAAAUCCUGUGACUUAUUGAAUGCUAUUAAAAUAUUUGAUGAAAUUCUUAAAAUAGAUGAAAGAUAUACAGAUUGCUAUUAUUAAAAAGGUUUGGCCUUGAUGAAUCUAGAUAAAAAAAACUUAGAUUAUUUGUAAAAAUCUGUUUAUUGUUUUCAAAAAGCUAUUGAAAUUGAUUAAUUUCACUUUGAUGCCUAUAAAAAUUAAGGGAUCUGUCUUUUUUAAUUGGAAUAAUAUGAUUAAGCAUUAAAGUGUUUCGAUUGUGCAAUCAAUUAUGGACUUUAUGACAAAGAGUGUUUGCUUUACAAAGCUAAAGUUUUACAAAUAAAUGAUCGAAAUUUAGAGGCUUGCAAAAUUUUCGACAAAAUAAUAGAGGAGGAUAGUCGAGAUGUAGAGUCUUACUUUUACAAAGGUGUCUUAAUUAUUCUUAUAUAGGUUGAGGUUUAUCCUUAUAUCACUUAAAAGAGUAUUAAUAGGCAUAACAAUAUUUUGAUAAAACUAUUAACCUUGAUCCAAAGGUAAUUUCAAUUUUAAACCUUAGGUGAUUUAUUGCUUGACUUAGAAAAAGAAGAUGAGGCUAGAAAUUACUUUGAUAAGGUAAUUGAAAUAGAUCCUAAGAAUUUAUAUGCAUAUUUAGGAAAAAUCCUGACGUUUAAAAAUUUCUAAAACAAAAUGAAAACACUAAAUGAAGCAAUAGAAGCAGGGAAUAAAUCUAAUAAAUUAUUGCUAAUAAAAGGUAUUAUGAUCUUAGCAUUAGGGGACUUGUUACAGAAUGAAAGAAAUUAUGAUCAAGCUAUUGAAUAAUAUAAUGAGUUGAUAGGUAGUAAACUUUCUACAUAAGAAUCCUGGAUGCUUUAUUAUAAUAAAGGAACGCUUUUGUUUAUAUAAAAUGAAGAGAUUUAAAGAAGCUUAUGA